UGGGGUUUUCGCUUAUUUGUGUACUGAAAGUCAAAUUGUACCGCAAGUUCCAUAAUUUCGCAAAUCCCAAACCGUCUUAUCGCGAAAUGAGUAUUGAAAAGUCUGAGGACAGAAAAGCCAGAAUUGUACUGCAACAAUGCUUGUCAGCACGACUUCAAGUUCAACCAAAAUCCGACACAGAAGAAGCACAGUUUGUUGAGAUUGGAAGAGGUUUGAUAGUGUAUAUAUGCUUCCUGAAAGGUUCAACAUCCGACACAGUGUCCAAAAUGGUUAAAGCAGCAUUAAAUACCAGACUUAGUGCAAAUGAUGAAGGGAAAUUAGUAUCCAUACUAGAACUUCCAGGAGAUGUGUUGAUUGUACCACAAGCAACACUAGGAGGUUCACUGAAGGGAAAGUUGAUGCAGUAUCAUAAAAACAUUGACAAAGAGGAAGGCAAAAAACUGUACGAUGAAUUUGUGCAAUCAUGUAAUGACAUAGUUAAACAAAACAAUCCCAAUGUGUCUGUACAAAGUGGUACAUAUGGAAACAGACAAGUGUUUAGAACAGACACCAAUGGACCAUAUACUCACAUGAUCGAAUUCUAAUUAUUCUUUUGAAUUGAAUAUAUAUGCAUAGUCGAAUAUUUAUGAUAGAUGCUGAAACAAAAACAAAUUAGCAACAUAUUCUCUGUAGAAUUUUGAUUGAACAUUUGAAUUUAACAUUAAUUUUCAUGGAAUA
Mytilus trossulus (common blue mussel) is the source of this 717-nucleotide messenger RNA. RefSeq names its product D-aminoacyl-tRNA deacylase 2-like. The record is from RefSeq and is a predicted model, not a curated record. NCBI's taxonomy places the organism in Eukaryota, Metazoa, Mollusca, Bivalvia, Mytilida, Mytilidae. Gene Ontology annotation, molecular function: D-tyrosyl-tRNA(Tyr) deacylase activity. The coding region runs from base 87 to 584 and encodes 165 amino acids. Gene Ontology annotation, cellular component: cytoplasm. The transcript is spliced from 3 exons. Gene Ontology annotation, biological process: tRNA metabolic process.